AACUUCGGGAGUGUUGUAGACAGCGCAAUCGAAUCGCAAUCGAACUAAUUCGUCAGGAAUUCCGUAAAUUGGAACCGCCGUAAUUGUGCUAACGAGUGUUCAAUUCCGCCGGACGUCGCCGGGGUGACGUAAGAACUCGCUCGCAUCGAAACCUUUGCCAGCCAGUGUUGUUGUGCAGAAUUGUGUGGAGUGCCGUCUACCUCCCAGCAGUUCCAGACUAGUGAAAAUAAAGAGAAAAAAUCUCCCCCUCUACGGUGAUUCUUGAUUGCCCACGGAACCGGACGGGAAUUGAAAGUGCUCGAAUUUUAUUUAUCCGAGCGAGAGCAGCUGGAGAAUCAACCGAAGGCAUUAGUACAGCGAAAUAAAUAAAACAUGCCGCAAACGCCCAUCAACUCGCUGGACGAGCAGGACAAACUGCUGAGCGAUGCCAUCACCGUGGUACGUGCCCAGGCGUUCCAGAUGAAACGCUUCCUGGACAAGGGUCGCCUGAUGGAGGCCAUGCGCUGUGCUUCCACCAUGCUCGGUGAACUGCGCACGUCCCUCCUAUCGCCGAAAAGCUACUAUGAGCUGUACAUGGCCAUUACGGACGAGCUGAGGCACUUUGAACACUACCUGCUGGAUGAGUUCCAAAAGGGUCGCAAGGUACCGGACCUGUACGAACAUGUCCAGUACGCCGGGAACAUUGUGCCGCGAUUGUAUCUGCUCAUCACGGUCGGGCUGGUUUACAUCAAGACCAACUCAUCGCUCAAAAGGAGCAUCUUGAAGGAUCUGGUUGAGAUGUGCCGUGGAGUUCAACACCCGCUGCGUGGUUUGUUCCUUCGGAACUACCUUCUGCAGUGCACCAGGAACAUUCUUCCUGAUGUACUGAGCAAUGGAGACGAACACGAAGGCACCGUCAUCGAUGCGAUCGAUUUCGUGCUAACCAAUUUCGCCGAAAUGAACAAACUGUGGGUUCGCAUCCAGCACCAGGGUCAUUCGAGCGAGCGGGCUCGCCGGGAGAAGGAACGGGAAGAGUUGAAAAUCUUGGUUGGUACCAAUUUGGUUCGGCUGUCCCAGCUGGAGUCGGCCACAUUGGAGAUCUAUCAGCGGUUGAUUCUUCCCGGGAUUCUGGAGCAAGUGGUCAGCUGUCGCGAUGCCAUCGCCCAAGAGUAUCUGAUGGAGUGCAUCAUUCAAGUUUUCCCGGAUGAAUUCCAUCUGCUGACGUUGGAUCCGUUCCUGAAAUCCUGCGCCCAGCUUCAACCCGGAGUUAAUGUGAAGAAUAUCAUCAUUUCGUUAAUCGAUCGACUGGCUUUGUACAACCAGAGAAACGGGAAAGUCACUCAAACCACUUCUGGAACGGAAAUCAUUUCGGCAAUUCCAGCUGAGGUUCAGCUGUUUGAAAUUUUCAGCACCCAGAUUGCCUAUAUCGUUCAGUUAAGGACGGAUAUGCCGCUGGAGGAUACGGUUUCGCUGCAGGUGGCACUAGUGAGUCUCGCCCAGAAGGUCUACCCCGAUCGGGUCGAUUACGUCGACAAGGUGCUGGAGACGACGGCGCAGAUACUCGAUCGCCUGAAUAUGACCAAGUAUUGCAUUUCUCACUCUCUAUCUGUGAAUCAGGAACUGUCGCGUCUGCUACGUCUUUGCGUAGAUUUCUACAACAACAUUCUAACGAUCCUGCAGUUGCAGUUCUUCACCCCGUUGCUGGAAAAAUUCGACUACACCUCUCGGAAGGCCCUCUCCCUAUACAUCGUAAUGAACGUGCUGGAAAACGAAACCCUCAUCCCGUCGGCCGAGUACGUAGAUAGUGUUUUGGGUAUGCUUUCACCGUUGAUCCGCGAUCAGGACGAUCAACCGGGGGACAAAGUCGACGUGGAAGACUUUGCCGAAGAGCAAGGAAUUGUCGGUCGAUUCGUGCACCUGCUACGCUCGGAAGAUCCGGAUACGCAGUACAAGAUACUGACGGCGGCGCGGAAGCAUUUCGGUCUGGGUGGACAGCAACGGAUACGGUACGUCCUGCCACCGUUGGUGUUCCAGGCCUACCAGUUGGCAUACAAGUACAAAUCGAUUGCCUCCGAGGAUGAGAUGUGGGACAAAAAGUGUCAGAAGAUUUUGCAGUUCUGUCACAGUACAAUUGCCGUGUUGGCUAAGUCAGAGUUGCCGGAAUUGGCCUUGCGGUUGUAUCUGCAGGGGGCGUUGUGUAUUGGACAGAUUGCCUACACGAACCACGAGACGGUGGCGUAUGAUUUUAUGACCCAGGCAUUUUCCCUCUAUGAGGAUGAAAUUUCCGACUCCAAGUCGCAGUUCGCCGCCAUUACGCUGAUUGUGUCGACGGUGGAACAGAUGACGUGCUUCUCGGAGGAAAAUGCGGAACCCCUGCGGACAAACUGUGCCCUGGCGGCUUCCAAGUUGCUGAAGAAACCGGACCAGUGCCGAGCCGUGGUCACCUGUGCCAGUCUGUUCUGGAGUGGAAAACAAAACGGUCCGGAGCUGCGUGAUGAGAAGCGUACCCUCGAAUGCCUCAAGAAGGCAGCCAAGAUUGCCUCGCAGUGUUUGGAUGUGGGCGUCCAAGUGCAGCUGUACGUCGAACUGCUGAACCACUACCUGUUCUACUACCAACGAGGGAACGCUCAGAUUACGGUUUCCAUGCUAAAUCAGUUGAUUGCGAAAAUUAACGAGGAACUCCCCAAUCUGGAACCGACAGAGGAAACCAAACAGAUCGAGAUGCAUUACCAAAACACGCUGGCCCACAUCCGAAGUCGGAUGGAGAGCAACGACAGUAGCCUGGAGGUUUCGUUCGCUGGUAUUACGUUAAAUUAAAGUCGAACAAAAAGAAGCAAGCAGUUUUAAGUCAAGAAAAGUGGUAAGUUCUCAUUUUUCAAUUCUCAUUUCAAGUCGGAGGGCAUUUAUUUUGGAGAUCCAUAUGGACAAAGAGGAAAAGUAUGACGAUUAUUUAUAGGGGGCAAAAUACAAAAAAAAAAAAAAAACAGUCGAAACCAAGUUAAACUAUAUUGCGAAAAAAUAUGAAAUCUGAGAUAUAGAGAGCUACUAAUUUGAUAAGACUACUAGGAGAAUCGGUUGACGUGAGGGGCUGAACAUGGAUUAUGAAAUCUUUUAGAAGAUUACAUCUUUAGUAUCGAAUAUUAAUAGGUCUAUUAUAUUGCUCGUAAUGAUUGUGUAAUAAUCUGAAAACAAAAACAGAAAUUUAUGGACAUUGAUAAAAUAUAAACAACUUAUAAGUUAUGGAAA
Molecule: messenger RNA, 3225 nt
Organism: Ochlerotatus camptorhynchus
Lineage: Eukaryota; Metazoa; Arthropoda; Insecta; Diptera; Culicidae
Gene: Vps35
Product: Vacuolar protein sorting 35
Exons: 6
Coding region: 373-2796 (807 amino acids)
Biological process (GO): intracellular protein transport; retrograde transport, endosome to Golgi
Cellular component (GO): retromer complex; late endosome; retromer, cargo-selective complex
Source: RefSeq, a predicted model, not a curated record